Candidozyma auris is the source of this 3510-nucleotide messenger RNA. It is a transcript of the gene SMC2, whose product is annotated as condensin subunit SMC2. Gene Ontology annotation, cellular component: chromosome. The record is from RefSeq and is a predicted model, not a curated record. Lineage: Eukaryota; Fungi; Ascomycota; Pichiomycetes; Serinales; Metschnikowiaceae. The coding region runs from base 1 to 3510 and encodes 1169 amino acids. Gene Ontology annotation, biological process: chromosome organization. Gene Ontology annotation, molecular function: ATP binding; ATP hydrolysis activity; protein binding. The transcript has a single exon.
AUGAAAGUUGAGGAGUUGAUCAUUGAUGGCUUCAAGUCUUACGCAACUCGUACUGUAAUCAGCAACUGGGACCCUCAGUUUAAUGCUAUCACUGGUCUCAAUGGUUCAGGCAAGUCCAACAUCCUUGACGCGAUAUGUUUUGUGCUAGGUAUCGCCAGUAUGUCUACAGUGAGAGCAUCCAACUUGCAGGAUUUAAUCUACAAACGUGGUCAGGCUGGCGUCACUAAAGCCAGUGUUACUAUUGUGUUUGAUAACUCCGAAACAGAUAAAUCCCCUAUAGGGUUUGAAGGAUACGCUAAGAUCAGUGUCACUAGACAGAUCAUUCUCGGUGGGACAUCAAAAUACCUUGUCAAUGGUCACAAAGCACAGCAGCAAAACGUUCUCAAUCUAUUUCAGUCUGUGCAGCUAAAUAUCAAUAAUCCCAAUUUCUUGAUUAUGCAAGGCAAGAUCACCAAGGUACUCAAUAUGAAGCCAUCAGAAAUCUUAUCCCUUAUAGAAGAAGCAGCUGGGACGAAGACAUUUGAAGAUAGAAAGGAAAAGGCACAGAAGACGAUGACAAAGAAGGAUGUCCGACUCAACGAGAUUAAAAGUCUUCUUUCUGAAGAAGUCGAGCCCAAGUUGGAGAAGUUUCGCAAGGAUAAACGGACUUUCUUAGAAUUCCAACAAGUUCAAACUGAUCUUGAAAGACUAUCCCGUUUUGUUAGCUGCUAUAGAUACAGAGAUCGUUCUCAGAAAUUCGACCGAUACUCGACGUUACGUUCGGAACAUGAAAAUAUAAAGGCGGAACAUAAUGCCAACAUUGAAAGACUAAACAGUGAAAUUGAUAAUUUGACUCGCGACCUCGAAGAAGUGAAGAAACAGCGACAAGCAGAACUUGCACAGGGUGGUCGUAUCGAGCUGCUCGAAAACGAAGAGACACAGCUUUCAGAUAGAGUCACUAGACUAAUGACGUCUCGGGAUUUGCUUUCUGAGAACAUCAAAGAUGAAAGGUCUAAGCUCGUGAAGCUACAACAGCAGUCAUCCCUUAUAGAGGAGCUGAUAUCAAACAGCAAAAAUGACUACCAAUCAGCACAGAAACUAUACGACGAGUCCAGAGAAAAGCUAAAAAAAUUAAGGGAGGACCAUGCAAAGAAGGAGGAACUACUCACCGCUCUUUCCACUGGUGUCUCAGGAAAGGGUACUGACAGUGGCUAUAUGUCGCAGCUUCGAAAGGCAAAGGAAGAACUAAGCAACAGUCAAGGUCUCAUCAAGCAAGCCGAACUCAAAAUAAAUCACAUUAAAGAGAAGAAUCAAGGGAAUCAGGCAGAGCUCGCAAGGGCGAGAGAGGAAUUCAAGGCUUUACUGCAAGAAACGAAAAACUAUGAAGAACAAAUUUUAUCGAAGGAAACUAAGCUAGCAAGUUUUGGAUUCGAUGUGAAAGCGUACGAGGAUCUCACAGGGCAAGAAAAAGAAUUGCGACACCACAUAGCUGAUCUACAGAAUCAACUUGGUUAUUUGAGGCGCGAGGUCGGUAGCAUAGAUUUUCACUAUUCUCGCCCAUAUCCCGACUUUGAUCCCGAAUCGAUCAAAGGUGUGGCUAUGCAGUUAUUUAAGUUGAAUGAAGACCAUCUUGACAAAGCCUUGGCUCUUCAAGUAUGUGCGGGAGGAAGAUUGUACAACGUUGUCGUCGAUAAUGCCAAUACUGCCUCUGCGCUUCUUGAAAAGGGUCAACUCAAGAGAAGAGUCACUAUCAUUCCUUUGGAUAAAAUAAGUGCGGGAACUAUCCCUGAUCAUGUUGUUCAAUACGCCAAGGAGAAGUGUCCAGGCAAGGUUGAGCUCUCCCUCAAUCUCAUAGAUUUUGAAGAUGAGCUUUACAAAGCUAUGGCCUUUAUUUUUGGUAAGACAUUUAUUUGUCAAGAUCCGCUAACAGCAAAGGUGAUAACUUUCGAUCCCCAAAUCAGAGUAAGAUCAAUUACAACCGAAGGCGAUAUUUACGAUCCAGAGGGUAACCUUUCAGGAGGCAGUCGCAAAAAUAAUGCUUCGACCUUACUUUUAAUGCAAAAGUAUAAUGCAGUUGCUCAAAAGCUAAAAAAUGCGGAAAGAGAAUACGCAGCUAUUAAGCAUGAGCUUGCACGUCUUGACAAACUUGGUGAGCAAACUCGGUCAUUGCAAAACGAACUCAUGCUUAGCCGCCACGAAUUUUCAUUGUUGCAAAAGAAGCUUGAAAGUAAUCCUGCUUCUGCAAUAAUCAGAGAAAAUGAGAGUAAUGAGGCAGAUUUGAAAAAUUUGAGGGAACAGAUCGAGAGGGAGCAUGCCAAUUCUAAGGACUUGGAGAAGAAGAUCAAGACAAUUCAGGAAGAUAUCGACGAUUUCAAUAAAGAUAAAGGAUCUAAACUUAAAGAACUCGAAAAAGAUUUGAAAGGAAUCAAAGCGCAAAUAGAUUCUCAAACCAACGCGGUAAGAACACAAUCCGACGAGUUUCAAAAGGUGGAGGUCGAAAUGCAGCAAAAAGUCCUGGAGCUUGAGUCGACCAAGGAUUCGAUCAGUUCAUCUCUGAGACUUGUGGAAGAUGCCGCAAAAGAGUAUGAGGAAACAAUUAGUUCACUAGAAGAAGCUGCCGAGUCGUUGAAGGCCAAACGAACCCAGGUGGAGGAUGAGAAAGCUAAGCUCCUUGGGUUCAAUGAUGAGAUCAAUGAACUUGGUGAAACUCUCCAGUCCAAGAACGAAGAACUCAACGAGGCUAAAUUGUCUAUUCAGAGGCUAAAUCACGACCUAGAGAAUGCUGUUGCUAUUACCUCCAAAUUACGUGACGAACUUGAUACUUUGCUCAAGGAGAAUGAAUGGCUCGUUGAUGAGUCUGUUGUAAACAACAUUUUACAACAGCACAGGGAUGAGAAUAUCAAGGAAUGCGAGCAAAGAUUAGGAACCUUGAAGGAGCGUUUUGACAGCAUGCGUAAAAAGGUGAAUGCCAAUAUCAUGAGUCAGAUAGAUAAUGUUGAAAAAAAGGAAGCAUCUUUAAGACAUAUGAUCAAGACGAUCACAAAAGAUAAAUCGAAGAUUGAGAACACAAUUGAAAAGCUUAAUGGUUACAAGAGGCGUACGUUAGAAGAAACCUACAAAAAAGUCUCGGAAGAUUUUGGAAAUAUCUUUGCAGAUCUUUUACCAGGCUCCUUUGCAAAAUUGGUUCCGGUGAACUCGUUUGACGUUGCGAAAGGUUUAGAGGUGAAGGUCAAGCUAGGACUGGUGUGGAAAGAAAGUCUCACGGAGUUGUCAGGGGGUCAGAGAUCUUUGAUUGCACUCUCACUCAUCAUGGCCCUUUUGCAAUUUAAACCUGCCCCAAUGUACAUUUUGGACGAGGUGGAUGCUGCUCUUGAUAUGUCACACACUCAAAACAUAGGUCAUUUGAUCAAGACGAGAUUUAAAGGGUCACAAUUCAUCAUUGUAUCCUUGAAAGAAGGUAUGUUCACCAACGCCAACAGAGUGUUUAGAACAAGGUUUCAGGACGGAACUUCUAUGGUGUACACCAUGUGA